AUGUCUGCGUCUACCUCUUCUGGUAAAAUUCAUUUUGUCAAUGACUCGGGGCUUCCCAACGUCCUGAUCACUUCAGCUGUUGGAGCUGUGGUCAACGUAGCCCUUAGGUGCAUCUGGUAUUUACUCAAUACCAAAGGGAUUAUUAAUCCUGACACUAAACAUGAAUUUGAUUUAAUUCAUAAUAUAAUCGUCUGGAUUUUUAGGAAUUCUUAUGUAGCAUAUUUAGACAGAGUCUAUUUUCAGCUAAAAGGUCUUCCUAUGGGAAAUCCCUUAUCACCUAUCUUAGCAAAUUUGUAUGCCUGUGCAGUUGAGACUUCAGCUCUCAAAGAUUUGCACAUACAAUUUGAACCAGAUAGUUGCAUAUUUGUUAGGUCUUAA
This is a messenger RNA of Acaulospora morrowiae, 378 nucleotides long. Lineage: Eukaryota; Fungi; Glomeromycota; Glomeromycetes; Diversisporales; Acaulosporaceae. The record is from the annotation of a GenBank genome assembly.